GUUCUUCUAAGAAUGCUUCCAGACUAUCAUCAUCAUGUGAAGUCAUAUGAGAACACACUAAUCACAAAAUUCUUUGGUCUUCACAGGAUUAAACCUUCAAGUGGGCAAAAGUUCCGCUUUGUUGUAAUGGGAAAUAUGUUUUGCACAGAAUUGAGGAUCCAUCGGAGAUUUGAUUUAAAAGGAUCAUCCCUCGGACGCUCGUCAGACAAGGUAGAAAUUGAUGAGAGUACUACUCUUAAAGAUUUGGAUCUGAGCUACUGCUUUUACUUGGAACCAUCUUGGCGAGAGUCUUUGUUAACGCAGAUUGAAACAGACAGUAAGUUUUUGGAAGCACAACACAUUAUGGAUUACAGCCUUCUUCUUGGUGUACACUAUCGAGCUCCCCAACACCUGCGUUCUCUCCUGUCCCACAACCAAAGUGUCAAUACAGAUGGAUUAGCAAUGCUUGCUGAGGAAGACCCACUAGAGGAUGAAGUAUCCAACUACCCAGAAGGCCUUGUUCUGGUCCCUCGGGGAGCCGAUGAUAGUAGUGUUGUCGUGGGCCCUCACAAGGGUAGCCGUUUGCGAGCUUCAGCUGCUGGUGAUGAAGAAGUGGAUCUCCUUCUACCUGGUACAGCAAGACUUCAAAUCCAGCUAGGUGUCAACAUGCCUGCGAGGGCAGAGCUGAUUCCAGGAAAACAGGAGAAACAAAUGUUCCAUGAGGCAUAUGACGUUGUUCUGUACCUAGGCAUCAUCGACAUAUUGCAAGAUUACAAUAUGACUAAGAAGAUUGAACAUGCGUAUAAAUCUCUCCAGUUUGAUUCAUUGUCGAUCUCAGCUGUGGACCCUACUUUCUACUCACGUCGCUUCUUGGAAUUUAUUCAGAAAGUGUUCCCACCAAAUGCAAUGACGGGUUAAAGUUGAGGUUAAAUUCAACUGAUGGACUUUGCUAGGCAUUUGCCCCCCUUUUGGGCACGCUCUUGGAUGUCUCUAGUAAGUGGCUGCUGGGCCACGGACACCUUGGUGAUUGUGUUAGUGAGAAGAAAAUUUAUCAGAUAUUGUAAGUAUUGGGGUAGAUGACCCUAACAAUUGGGUGGGUCUAAUUUUAUCUUCUUUAGUUUGUAAAGAUUCAUGGCCUGAUUUCGCCCUUUGUCCUUUAUCUUCCCGCGCACUCAAAGUUUUUUUUUUUUUUAAAUAAUAUAUAGUUGGCUUUUUAUUUGUGUA
This is a messenger RNA of Prosopis cineraria, 1203 nucleotides long. RefSeq names its product phosphatidylinositol 4-phosphate 5-kinase 9-like. Gene Ontology annotation, biological process: phosphatidylinositol metabolic process. NCBI's taxonomy places the organism in Eukaryota, Viridiplantae, Streptophyta, Magnoliopsida, Fabales, Fabaceae. Gene Ontology annotation, molecular function: phosphatidylinositol kinase activity. The record is from RefSeq and is a predicted model, not a curated record.